UUUGUAGAAACACACGAGACACUUAACAUCUCUGUAAGCAAAAGGAGGGACAAUGACCUGGAGUUGGCUGGCUUCUCUGAAAGGAUACAUGUUUCCACAAAUUGUUUGACAAGAGUUGGAAAAUUUGUUUGGUGAUGAGGUGAGAAGAGAUGUAGAGCUGUUUGCCUAUGGUCAUACCCUCCCUCUCCCUCUCUCCCCAGAGAAAAAACGCUCAAUCACAGUUUAUGGUCUCGUUGGCAUUCGUUACACAGGAUGUCACGCAACACGCUGACCCCACGUAUGAUGUAUCACAGACACUACCAUAUGUGACCUUCAUGUCGUUUAUCACCAAAAAGCGUGUCGCGUUCCGUACGAAUGAAUUUACCCGUGUGUUGAGCCAAGAGUACACAGCAAACAGCGCAUAGACGUUGAAAGUUCGGUCCCUUGUUCUUGGAUCCAGGACAAGUCCGUUUUGACCGGACCAUGCGAGCAGUUGCGACCCAGCUCCUGCUUGCCUCGCUUUCGUUCUUGGUACUUACAGAGGGAUAAAAAAGGAUAUGCCAGCGCCCACCUUCGUGGAUGAUCGGUCAGCUGAACCCAUUGGCUGAGGCACGAUCGAAGGGUCACGUGGUAAUCCUGGGAGUGAUGCUCGCCAGCUGACGAUUUUGUCAGUGGCAGGCUGGGCGGAUGAACCUCAUGUACAAAGAAAUAGUUGUGAAGAGGAAUAUCACUGACAUUACCUUCAUGAUUCUGAACAUGAAAAAAUCCGCUACCUCAAUCUCCGAGUUGAAAAAGAGAGUGUCGUUCCCAGUCUACCAAGAGCCCGCCAACCAAGACAUCGUGGCAAUGCUUGACGGAAAGAAAGACGAUAUGUUGAUUUACGAUCGCUGUGGACUGUUGGUUGAUCAUUUGAGAAUGCCCUACAGCUAUAUGAGAUAUCCAUAUGUCUGGGAUUCCUUAAAGAAAGUUUAUAACAACAAGAUUUCAGAAUGCCACCGACAUUGCCCAACCCCAACAACCGCGGCUCCAACCCAGUCCACCACAGCCAUGCCUGUUACGUCACAAGAAUUUUCAAUCAAUACCACAGUAAGUGUUACUACGCAGCCGGCUCGACUUGAAACUACAACGAAUUCGUCAUUCAAGAUCUUAAACAACCAAAGCACGUGGCAAGCGAAGAGGAAACGAAAUAAAAUAGACUAAUAUUUUAUUUCAGUCAGUUCUCAUUAAUUAGUUUUUGACAUCUUGUAAGUGUGCCGAGAUUCUCGGUCAUUUUUGGCCGGUUUUAAGAGGGAGAUUACAGAAGAAGACAAGGAUUAAUGAAAACCCGAGUAACGUUAUAAGGUUUUUUUUCAACUGUUUUUGACUUGUUACUGAGCACACUGUAAUCCGUAUAUUUCUCUAACCCUCGAUUUUUCGAACCUCCCGAUUAUUCGAGCAAAAAAUCUUUUCCGUCCCCUCAAUCGAACAAUUAAUACUAUACGGGGGUAAUUCUAGCCCCAGAGUUGAAAAAAAAAGAACUCCACUACAGUAUUUCAUAUGUAAUUUGUAUUUUUUGGUUAGGAUUAGCGCCAAAUCUUUUCAAUCUGGAAACUUUGUUUAUAUGACAAACAAACAAAUAAAGUGCAAGUUGUUUGUUUCGAUGAAAAUCGACAAAGUGAUAGAAAGUCUAGAAAAAAAAAGUAUCAAGAAAUGAUCUGUUUUUUGUUUUUGGAUAGCCUCUGAGUCCGUUAUGACGAAGUUACAUUAAACUUGAAUUGUAACUUUUGAUGCUUGGAGUUCACGCUGUGUAAAAUCAAGAUUAUUUUUUUCCUUGAGUUUCUUCAAGAUCAGUGCUUCGGAAUCCUACGUAAAAUACGAUUUGUAGUGGUUUUUACCCACAGCAGUUGUAAUCAAAUAUUAAAGUUUGAAACUAUAAA
Messenger RNA from Orbicella faveolata, 1895 nucleotides. Its product is annotated as selenoprotein Pb-like. Gene Ontology annotation, cellular component: extracellular region. Lineage: Eukaryota; Metazoa; Cnidaria; Anthozoa; Scleractinia; Merulinidae. Gene Ontology annotation, biological process: selenium compound metabolic process. Gene Ontology annotation, molecular function: selenium binding. The record is from RefSeq and is a predicted model, not a curated record.